AUGUCAGAAGAAAAGAUCGGAGACAAAGCGGCCAGCGUGUCGAGCGGCGACAUUGGUGAUAUGUCUCGCAAGCAUGAUGACAGUUUUCUGGGCAAGCUGCGCAACUUCGAAGCCACACUGGACGCAAAGCUUGGGAUCGAGUCGGAUGCUAUCACCAGAAAACUGCCGGAGGAUAAGGGCCAUGUGCCAUGGCAUCAGCAGAUGACUAUGUUCUUUCUCUGGGCGUCUGGAACCAUGAACACAUCGUGUUUUGCGACUGGUUUUCUGGGGCUGGAGUUUGGCUUGAGUAAGACGUUCUUGUGUGGCGUUCAAGCGAAGACGCUGAUCACUUCCAUUGUCAUCACUGUCUUCGCAUCCAUUCUUGGUGGAGCUGCAACAGGUUUCGCGGCAACUUUCGGUGCUCCAACCGGUCUUCGCCAGAUUUCUGUGUCCCGAUAUGCUUUUGGAUGGUGGCCUAACAAAGUCAUCGCGGCGCUCAACACCAUCGUGCAGAUUGGUUGGGCAAGUGUAGCCUGCAUAACUGGAGGCCUCGCUUUGACUGCUGUCGCCGAUGGCCACAUUUCCCUCAUUGUUGGCAUCGUGAUCCUUGCAGUGGUUGCAACACUCAUUUCGUUCGUCGGAUUGAAGGCUAUCCUGAUCUAUGAGAGAUAUGCGUGGUUCAUAUUCUUUAUCAUAUUCAUCAUCUUCUUUGCUGAGACUGGAAGAUAUGCCGACAACAGCAGCAAGAGCGAGCUCAAGGGUGCUGACCGUAGCGGUGCUGUUUUGAGCCUCAUCGCCAUCGUUUACGGCAGUUCAGCAUCAUGGCAGACCAUGGCCUCCGACUACUAUGUCCAUUACCCCGUCAAUGUCAAUCGGUGGAAAGUCUUCCUCAUGACAACUUUCGGGAUUGCAAUUCCAACGUCCAUUGGUAUGGUGGCUGGUUGUGUUGUCUCCUCCGGAUUGCACAACCGACCAGACUGGCAAGAUGUGUACGAGAACCAAGGCCUUGGUUUCCUCAUCCAAACUAUGCUCUACCCGCGUGGCUUUGCUAAGCUGAUCUUAACACUUCUCGUUCUCUCCGGAAUCAACGUCAAUGUUAUCUCCAUCUACAGCGCGGCCAUCUCCUGCCAGCAAUUCGCUCGACCUUUUGCCCGCGUACCUCGCUUCAUCUGGGUCUUCCUCUGCUUCGCGGCUAUCCUGGGUUUGGCAAUCGGUGGACGAGAGCAAUUGAGCGUUUACCUGCAGAACUUUCUCAGUUUGCUUGGCUACUGGUCAACGCAGUACUUUGUAAUCUUGUUCAGCGAGCAUGUAAUUUUCCGGCGUAUGAACUUCGACAACUAUGAUCUGGAAGGCUGGAAUGACCCUAGUCGCCUGCCGCUUGGGAUUGCUGCAGGCGUAGCCUUCGCUAUCGGCAUUAUUGCUUGGGUGAUGGGUAUGGUGGAGACCUGGUAUAUUGGCCCGUUAGGCAAGCUCAUUGGUUCAUCAGGUGGUGAUAUUGCGAACGAGUUCACUUUUGCCGUUACUGCUUUUGUAUAUAUACCUUUGAGGUUUGUAGAGAAGAAGAUGGUGGGACGGUAA
Molecule: messenger RNA, 1557 nt
Organism: Parastagonospora nodorum SN15
Lineage: Eukaryota; Fungi; Ascomycota; Dothideomycetes; Pleosporales; Phaeosphaeriaceae
Exons: 2
Coding region: 1-1557 (518 amino acids)
Biological process (GO): transmembrane transport
Cellular component (GO): plasma membrane; fungal-type vacuole membrane
Molecular function (GO): transmembrane transporter activity
Source: RefSeq, a predicted model, not a curated record